Molecule: messenger RNA, 643 nt
Organism: Owenia fusiformis
Lineage: Eukaryota; Metazoa; Annelida; Polychaeta; Sabellida; Oweniidae
Source: the annotation of a GenBank genome assembly
AUGUCACAACUACGAGUGUAUGAUCCUAACGAACGUGCGUUUCUCAGGGACAUCGAAAACAUAAUUACUAAAGCCAGUAUGGUCAUCACUCAAUACAUUUACAUGGGCAUGUGUCUGAUCUACAUGACGUACACAGUUGCGGCGGCCCCUGUGCAAUCCGGCCGUCACAUGGCCUUUGUAAAGCUACUUAACAACUUGAAAGAGCGUUUGGAGAGGGGGUCUGGUAACAGGAACAUUGAUGACAUGAUACAACAGUAUACAUUGAGUGACAAAUGGACUAAUGACAACAGAAACUGGUUUGAUAAGAUACACCAGGCGAUUAUUAAAUUUGGUGAUUUGAACUAUGGGCUUCAGGGCAAUCAAGUCAACGAGGUUGUAUCAAAGCGACAAUGGGACGACUACGGCCUGUCCGGAGCUCGAUUUGGGAAACGAGAUGAUAUGUACGGGUUCGCAGGGGGCAGAUUUGGACGGGACACCGAUCACGUGGACCCUGAACGCGAGGAAUAAAUCAGUAGUCUCGCAGUUGGAAAAUUGCCGACAAUCAACCACAUAUAUUUCCUCCAUCUUCAAUGAUGACGCAAUCUCCUUAACGACUACUUAAUUUUGCGACAAUAAAUUACAAAAUUGCGAAAUUAGACGUUUG